AUGCAAUCUUCCAUGCUAAAAAUCUCCUUACUCACCCUUUUAGGUGUCUCCAUCGCCCUUCCUACCCAGCCUGCUUCAGCAAACAAUAAAACACUUGAGGAGAGGCAGAUCUUCCCAGACUACAUAUGCUGUGACGGCGGCUGCCUAUACGAGAUUAUUGGUGAUGGGGAUCCACACACAGACUAUCUCCACAGACAGCUGACGCAAAUAAUCAACUGCAAAGGAGGUCCUGGGGCCGAUGGCUGCUCUGGGUCAUAUAACGAAGGCAAUUCCUUUGCCUAUACAGUCACGGGAGGAGCAGCUGUUUCGUUCUUCAAUGGCGGAUUCUCAGUAUCAGAAACCUGGAGCGAGUCGGAAACAUAUACCUGCAUGGGAAAGGAAGAUGCAGAUGCUGUCUGUAUCUGGUAUGAUAUGGCUUAUACAUCAUACACAGUGCAGGUUGUGAAUAGAGAUCGAGUUAUGGAGAGCUGCUCCACGCAGCCCCUUGGACCACUAGUCAUGAGUAGCCCUAACACUAACAAUAAAGGUGGUGCAGGCUACUAUUGUGUCUAUGGCCAAGAAUACUGUCGUGAUAAAGGUUCUGAGUAUUGGUGCUUGACUAAUGAUGAUUGUUGA
Messenger RNA from Aspergillus tanneri, 615 nucleotides. RefSeq lists its product as uncharacterized. NCBI's taxonomy places the organism in Eukaryota, Fungi, Ascomycota, Eurotiomycetes, Eurotiales, Aspergillaceae. The record is from RefSeq and is a predicted model, not a curated record. The transcript is spliced from 4 exons. Bases 1 to 615 code for a protein of 204 amino acids.